CCCCUCCUCCCCGGGCCAGAUGCAGCUUAUGAAUAGCUUGGCUCUCCCUGCUCCUCCUCAGCUACUUUCUCACUCAUCAGCAUCCAGCAUCCAACUCCCACCGGCUGGUAGUAGCAAAUAAUCCUCAGACAAGCUCCACUUGGACUUUUUUUUCCCCAUAGCCGGCCAAGAGAAUGGAGACCUACCAGACAUCCUUUCCCUUGGGCGAUGAAUCUUCCCAAAUGUGCAGCCUAAACCAGCGCCUUGAAGCCUACCUCUCCCGGGUCAAAGCUCUAGAAGAAGAGAACGAGUUGCUCAAAGCCGAAAUUCUUCACCUGCGCAAAGAGAAGAAGACGCCUUCCGCCAGGAGGUACCACCAGGAGAUCAUGAAGUUGAGGGACGCUUUGGACGACGGUUACCAAAAGAUGGUGGAGGCGGAACGGGCAAGAGAUAAUAUUUAUCAGGAGAUCGAAUAUGUCAAAGAUUUGUGCCUUCAAGAGAAACAAGUUCGAGAGGAGGUGAAGAAAGAAAUGUCCGAAAGUCAAAAACUCCUAGAAGAAGAGAAGAGAGCCCAGACCUGGUUGAAGGAAAGGUUGGUCUUGCUGGAGGAAGAGAUGGAAGAGAUCCUCAAGGUUCACGAAGAAGAGAAGGCUGCCAUGGAGGAAGAGAUCUUAAGCUUCUCCCGAAGACUGGACAGCUUCAAGGUGGCUCCCGUAGCUUUCCAACCGGUCAACGUGGAAGACUACGCCAUCAAACUCUCCCAGAUCUGGCAAGGGGCUGUGGAGGACUAUAAGAGCGAGGUGUCGGAUCUGGAAAGUAGCCUAUCCGAGGCCAAGGAGAACUUGAGAAAGGUGCAGGAUGAAAAGAAACAGAGCCAACUACAGCUGCAGAACCUGGAAAGAGAUCUGCUGAGCCUCAAAUCAAGGAAGGAAAUGCUGGAGGAAGUUAUCGGCAAGCAGUGGCUGGACCAACAGGAAGAGGAAGGAAGACUACAGUUGGAAUUUGAGACCUUGGAAAAUGAGAAACAGGACCUGAGGGCCCAGAUCGCCCAAGUUCUGGAGGACAGACAGCAGCUCAUGCACCUUAAGAUGUCUCUCAGUCUGGAAGUGGCUACAUACAGAUCCCUUCUAGAAGUUGAGAGUACACGACUAUACUCACCGACUGCAGAUUAUAAAUUGUCUUCACCUUUCAGUGACUUUGUGUUUGAGAAGUCUCCUCUUCGAAAAAGACAGGCUGAAAGCAUGAAGACACCAGUGGCCAAGGACUACAGACUAAUCUCUACCAAAAGGCAGAGUGCGGAAAAAAGUCAACAGUGGACACACACGCCAAGCCGCCACCUGAAUGUAAAGAGUACCUCUUUUUCAAGUAAGCCGAGCCCUGUAACCAAAGAGUUUCAGAAAGUUAGCUCUGUCCUUCAAUCUCAGAGUCUAAAAUAUACCAAAGCAUCCACAAACAAAGCAGCAACACCAAUACCCUCAGUAAAAAUUGAGAGGCGCCCUCCAACUGAAGACGUCUUUAAGAAGAGUAAAGUGGAAACAAUCUCUUAUUCGUAUUCUCAAGGUUCAACAAAAGACCAGCCUUUAAAAAGAACUUUGUACAGUAAAAAUGAUGCAGAAUUAACGAUAACUGAAGCUGUUGAAAAUGGAUUUGUAUUGCCAGACGAAAAGGAAAUUAUAGCUGCUCAAGUAAAAACUGAUCAUUUGGAGUCUUCCUUGAAAACUGUAAAAGAUCAUCAUACUAUAGUCCAUCAUACUGCAAUGGAAGAUCAGCAAGGUUCUCUGAAAGUUGAUAUCAAUGUCAAAGACCUUGAAUUGAAUGAUGAAGCUCAAGGAAAGGAAGACCUUAAUGUUCAACAUAUAGAAUUCAACCUUCCAACUCAAGCCUUUGAAAAUGAAGAAUCAUACCUGGUUGUUGAAAAAGAAGAAGUUGGGACAUGCCAGAUGGUAUUAUCUGAAAAACAAGAAGUUGUGCAAUCACUAGAGUACCAAAAUAUAGAGACAUUAAUUAAGGAAGAUGUUAAGGACCACCUAAUGGUACCGGCUAUUUCAGAACCUUUCACAUCAGAUGCAAAGGCCGACUUAUUGGCCGCAACGCCAACACAUGAGCAAGAAAACAGUACGACUAUCAUUUCAGCUGAAACAGAGGAACCAAAAGCACCUUCUUCUGAGGUUGUGUCUGAACCUUUGACUCAACAGGAACAAGAUCUUGUAUGCCAAAUAUCAUUUGACCUUGAACAUGCUAUAAGCCUUUCUAGCAAACUUCAAGCUGACCAAAAAACUGAAUCUGAGCCAGAUAACUCCAGUUUAGAAAAGCUGGAGACUGAAAGCGAAAUUCAGGCAGAAGAAGCUAUAGUAGAUCAGCAGAUCAUAAGUACCCUAAAGGAAAACAAUACUCAGCUAUUUAAUGAGGAACUCAUUGAGUAUAAAGGCCAAGAAAACGAGGAUAAAAAACUGCAGGAGGACUUUGACUUAAAACUUGCCCAAUCUGAAAGUCCUCUUGAAAAAAGUAAAGACUCUACAAACACAGUAGAACAGUUGGAUGCUAUCAAACAAGAAAUUUGUAAUUCUGAAGAAGAAAUAAAGAAGGAGGAAAGUUCUCAAGAGCAUGAGACAGAGCAAUCCAGUGAAUUUGUCAAAUUAGUUGAGGACGCCAAUCAAAUACCCAAGGACUCCGAGAACAACCAGGAAUUAAACCAGGAAGAGCAAACGAGUUUGGAACUGCAUAGUUUAGAACAAAAAAAUAAAAUUUAUAAUGUAAGAAAAACUCAGAUAAUUUGUGUUACAGAACAAAUGACUGAACAGUUCAUUGUUGAUAAUAAUGAAGUUGUUGUGCAGUUGGACGCUACACAGGCAGACAAUAUGUAUUUAUCUGAAACUGGACUAAAGGAAAUUAAAAAAGAACUGGAAAGUCUGGAGUUGGGUGAAAAAGAGCAAGAGAUUCUAGAUAUACUUGGCACACAGAUAGGUGCUUAUGAAGUGCAAGUAACCAAGUUGGAGUUAGGAGAAGCUACAAAUCAGUUAAGUGAUGCUACAGAGGACAAUGUCCCAUUAUUUGAGAAUGUGGAUGAAAGUCAGCAUGUUAAACAGGAAGAGCAGAAAUUGUCUCAACCAAGAGAUUCUGAACAGGAUCAAAGCGAUCUAGGACAGGCACUGGACAUUCAGCUGUCGGAAGAUAACCAAAAUCUUCCUGAUGACAAUGCCACUGAAGAUGUUGCACAACUCUUGAAUGAUAUUGAUGAUGGUGGUCAGUCAGUGGAUAAGAGCCAAGAGCAAUUUUGUGACAAUAAGCAAGACGGUAGCAUUGUGUCUAAAACAGAACCAGUGAACAGUUUGCCGUCUUUCCAAGAAGAAAAAUACAUCGAAAUUACUCAGACUGAACAACAAGACAAGUUAAGCCUUGAUCAAGACAGUUUACCAUCAGAGAGUAAAGAUGACGCAAUAGAGGAACCACAAUCUGCCCACCAAACUUCACUGUCAUAUGAUAGUGCUGGAAAUGAUGUGAAUGCUGUUGUAGAGGAGUCUGCUGUAAAUCAGUUCUGUGAAUUGAAACAGGAUUCUGCACAGACAUUUGCCGAAAAAGAAGACUCAAUACCAGAUGAGCUAAAAAGUCUUGAGCCACCAGUGGCUGAAGAAGAUAUUCCCAAAGUAACUGAUGGUACCAUAACGCUACAGAAAAAGGUUGAACAACCAUUUGAGGAAGAAUCUGAACCUUGCAUUAAGCAGGAUAUGGUAGAGGAACCUACCACGACAAACUCCUUACAAGAAAACCAACAAAAAGAAUACAAGUCAGAGGAAAUAUUAACAGAAUCUAAGAAAACAGAAGAGGAUAUUCUGCUUAAUGAAUCAGAACAAGCCAAUCAAGAGUUAGUAGAUUCAGUAGCUUGUGCUGUGUCAGCAGAAGAGGUGGAGCUGGACAGCCCUGUAUUGGCUGAUGGAGUCCAGGAAACAGAACCUAGUUUUGAACUCAUCAGUGAUGCAGAGAGCAAAAUUGUUUUUCAGAUUGAAAGUGAAGACAUAACUCAAUGGACAGAGAAGGUGAUAAUGCAUGAGUGUACCUUCUCUGAACAGCAUGCAAAUGCCAACUUAUUAGCUGUAUUGCCACCACAUGAACAAGAAAAGAGUACGACUCUCAUUUCAGCUGAAACAGAGGAACCAAAAGCACCUUCUCCUGAUGUUGUGUCUGAAUUUGAACCUUUGACUCAACAGGAACAAGAUUUUAUAGGCCAAAUAUCAUUUGACAUUAAACAUGCUAUAAGCCUUUCAAGCAAACUUCAAGUUGACCAUAAGACAGAACUUGAGCAAGAUAACUCCAGUUUUCAAAAGCUGGAGACUGAAAGCAAGGUUCAUGAGGAAGAAGCUAUAGCAGAUCAGCAGAUCAUAGGUACCUUAAAGGAAAGCAAUACUCAGCUACUCAAUGAUGAGGAAGUUGUUGAGGAUAAAGGCCAAGAAAAAGAGAUUGAAGAACUGCAGGAGGACUUUGACCUAAAACUUGCACAAGCUGAAAGUCCUCUUGAAGAAAGUAAAGACUCUAUAACUCAAUGGACAGAGAAGGCAAUAAUACAAGAACUUGACCAAGAACCUCUUUCUGAUAUACAGCCAGAAAUUGUCCUCCAACGGGAAGAUGCAGAUGAAGAGCCUAGUGAAGGUCCAAAAGAACAAACAAGCCAAGACAAUUUAGAAAAGACAAAACAGGACACCACAGAGGAAGAUGAGAAGAACAGUAAAGAUUUCAAGGAUUCUGAGGCUAAUCAAGAGCAAGACCUUGUCGAAGAGCCCCUCUUUGGUGAGGAGUCACAAUUUAGUCUUGAGCAGAAAAAUAAAGUAUGUUUCAGUGAAGCGAUAAAAGAAGAAAUAAGUAAAGAGACUGAUGAAGCAAUUUCAGAAACAGCAGAACAGGUUACCACUGUAGACAGUCAGGUGGAAAGCAAACAUUUUGUGAGUCCUGAAGCUGACCAAGAGCCAGCCUUUGUCCAAGAGGAUGUCUCUGAUGGUAAAAUCUUGUUUCAACAAGAAAGCGUAGAAAAACAUACCAGUGAAGAUACCAAAGAAAUUAUAAGUGAAGUUGAUUGGGAAUCUGUUACUGAAAUAGUAAAAAUGGACACCUCUGAAGAAGGCAGAUUCCUAGAUUCCCAGAAAACAGAAGCUGAUCGAGAGCCAGAACUUGACCAUGAGUCUAUCUUCAGUACAGAGGCUACAAUCACCGAUCAACAGGAAAGUGUAUUAGAUUUUGACAAAGCAACAGAGGAGGAAAUUAUUGAGGAGAGCAGCAAAAUAGUUUCAACUAUAGUAGAUCGUGUAUUUUCUGAGAAGAAUGGAGAAGUCGAACAAUUAGAAAAAGCAGAAUCUGCAGAAGUAUCCACAGAACAACAAAGUCAAGCAACAGAAAUCAAGACAGAAAAAUGCAUUAGUGGGACUGAAAGCACUGAAAGUGAUGUUCACUUAAGUGAUGUUGAACCACUCAGCCAAGAAUCCCGACUUCCUGAACUUGACAAAAAACCAGAGCUUGACCAAGAACCUCUUUCUGAUAUACAGCCAGAAAUUGCCCUCCAACAGGAAGAUGCAGAUGAAUAUUCCAGUAAAGGCUCAGAGGAACAAACAAGCCACAACAAUUUUGAAAAAGUCACCGAAAUGACAAAACAGGACACUACAGAGGAAGAUGAGAAGGACAGUAAGGAUUCCAAGGAUUCUGAGGAUAAUCAAGGUCAAGACCUUGUCGAAGAGCCUAUCUUUGGUUCAGAGUCACAGUUUACUCUUGAACAGAAAAAUGAAAAAAUAUGUUUCAGUGAAGCUCCAGAGGAAGAAAUAAGUAAAGUGACUGUAGAAACCAUUUUAAAAACAGAAGAACAUGACAUCUCUGUAGAGAAUCAGGAGGAAAGUAAAGCUUUUGUGAGCUUCGAAGCUGACCAAGAGGCAGUGCUUGUCCAAGAGGUUAUCUCUGAUGUUAAAACCUCCUAUCAACAAGAACACGUAGACAAACAUGCCAGUGAAGGUCCAGAAGAAAAUAUAAAUCAAGUCAGUUGUGAAGCUAUUUCUGAAACUGUAGAGAAGGACACCACUGAAGAGAAUGAAGAAGACAGUAAAGAUUCCCAGUUUCCAGAAACUGACCGAGAGCCAGAACCUGACCAUGACUCUAUCUCCAGUACAGAGGCCAAGAUCAUCGAUCAACAUGAAAUUGUAUUAGAUUUUGACAAAGAAACAGAGGAAAUUAUUGAGAAGAGUAGUGAAGUAGUUUCAACAAUGGCAGAAAAUGUAUUUUUUGAGAAGAAAGAAGUCGAACAAUUAGAGGAAACAGAAACGGCAGUAGUAUACACAGAUCAAGAAAGUCACACACCAGAAAUCAAGACAGAAAAAAGCAUUAGUGGGACUGAAAACACUGAAAGUGAAGCUCACUUAGGUGAUGUUGAACCAUUUGUCCAAGAAUCCCAAGAUCAAAAACCAGAACUUGACCAAGAAAUCGUCCUCCAACAUGAAGAUGCAGGUGAAUAUUCCAGUAAAGACCCAGAACAGACAAGCCAAGACAAUUUUGAAAAAGUCACCGACUUGACAAAACAUGACACCACUGAUGAAGAUGAGCAGGACAGUAUGGAUUCCAAAGAUUCUGACUCUAAUCAAGGGCAAGACCUUGUCAAAGAGCCCCUCUUAGAUUCAGAGUCACAGCUUACUGUUGAGCAGAAAAACGAAGAAGUAUGUUUCAGUGAAGCUACAGAGGAAGAUAUAAGUAAAGAGAAUGAUGAAGCAAUUUCAGAAACAGCAGAACAAGAUACAACUGCAGAAGGUCAGGAGGAAAGUAAAGAAUUUGUGAGUCCUGAAGCUGACCAAGAAAUUGUGCUGGUCCCAGAGGACAGCUCUGAUGUUAAAAUCUCCUUUCAACAAGAAAGUGAAGAAAAGCAUAUCAGUGAAGAUACAGAAGAAAAGAUAAGUGAAGUCACUUGUGAAACUGUUUCAGAAACAGUAGCAAAGGAUACCCCUGAAGAGAAUGAAGAGGAAAGUAAAGAUUCCAAAAAAACAGAAGCUGACAAAGAGCCAGAGCCCGUCCAUGAGUCUCUCUCCAGUGCAGAGGCUAAAAUCACCCAUCAACAGGAAAGUGUAUUAGAUUUUGACAAAGAAACAGAGGAGGAAAUUAUUGAGGAGAGCAGCGAAAUUGUUUCAACAAUAGUAGAAAAUGUAUUUUCUGAGAAGAAAGAAGUUGAACAAUUAGAGGAAACAGAGUCUGCAGUAGUAUUCACAGAACAACAAAGUCAAGCACCAGAAAUCAAGACAGAAAAAUGCAUCAGUGGGACUGAAAAUACUGAAAGUGAUGCUCACUUAAGUGAUGUUGAACCACUCAGUCAAGAAUCCCAGGAUCCUGAACCUGACCAAAAACCAGAACUUGACCAAGAACCUAUCUCUGAUAUACAGCAAGAAAUUGUCUUCCAACAGGAAGAUGCAGGUGAAUAUUCCAGUAAAGGCCCUGAAGAACAAACAAGCCAAGACAAUUUUGAAAAAGUCACCAAAACGUCAGAACAGGACACCACUGAGGAAGAUGAGCAAGACAAUAAGGAGGCUAAUCAAGGGCAUGACCUUGUCAAAGAAUCCCUCUUUGAUUUGCAGUCACAAAUUACUGUUGAGCAGAUAAAUGAAGAAGUGUGUGUCAGCAAAGCUACAGAGGAAGAUAUAAGUGACGAGACUGAAGAAGCAAUUUCAGAAACGGCAGAACAAGAUACCACUACAGAGAGUCAGGUGGAAAGUACAGAUUUUGUGAGCCUUGAAGCUGGCCAAGAGACAGUGCUUGUCCAAGAGAAUGUCUCUGAUAUUAAAAUUUCCUUUCAACAAGAAAACAUAGAACAACUUGCUUGUGAAGUUACAGAAGAAAUUCUAAGUGAAUUAAAUUUUGAAGCUGUGUCUGAUACAGUAGGCAAGGACACCUCUGAAGAGAAUGAAGUAGACAGUAAAGAUUCCCAAGAAACAGAAGCUGACCAAGAGCCAGAACUUGGCCAUGAGUCUAUCGGCAAUCCAGAACAACAGGAAAGUGUUUUUGAUUUUGACAAAGGAACAGAAGAGGAAAUUAUUGAGGAGAGCAGUAAGAUAGUUUCAACAAUAGUAGAAAAUGUAUUUUCUGAGAAAAAUGAAGAAGUUGAACAAUUAGAAAAAGCUGAAUCUGCCGUAGUAUGCACAGAACAAAAAGAUGAAGCACCGGAAAUCGAGAUGGAAAAAUACAUUGGUGGGACUGAAAACACCGAAGCUCACUUAAGUGAUGUUGAACCACUUAGCCAAGAAUCCCUAGAUCCUAAACUUGACCAAAAACCAGAACUUGACCAAAAAUCUAUUUCUGAUAUACAGCUAGAAAUUUCCCUUCAACAGGAAGAUGCAGAUGGAUAUUCCAUUAAAAGCCCAGAAGAACAAACAAGCCAAGACAAUGUAGAAAACGUCACUGAAAUGACAAAACGGGACACCCUGGAUGAAGUUGAGCAGGACAGUAAUGAUUCCAGAGUUUCUGAGGUUAAUCAAGGGCAAUACCUUAUUGAAGAGCCCCUCUUUGAUUCAGAGUCACAAUUUACUCUUGAGCAGAAAAGUGAAGAAGUAUGUUUUAGUGAAGCUUCAAAGGAAGAAAAAAGUGAAGAGACUGAUGAAACAAUUUCAGAAACAGCAAAACUGGAUACCCCGGUAGACAACCAGGAGGAAAGUAUAGAGUUUGUGAGGCUUGAAGCUGACCAAGAGGCAGUGCUCGCCCAAGGGGAUGUCUCUGAUGUCAAAAUCUCCUAUCAACAGAAAAGUAUAGAAUCACAUACCAGUGAAGGUACAGAAGAAAAGAUAAGUGAAGUUAGUGUUUCUGAAACAGUAGCGAAGGAUGCCUCUGAAGAGCAUGAAGAAGACAGUAAAGAUUCCAGAAAAUCAGAAGCUGAGAAAGAGCCAGAACUUGACCAAGAGUCUCUUUCCAGUGCAGAGGCUAAAAUCCCAGAUCAACAGGAAAGUGUAUUUGAUUUGGACAAAGGAACAGAUGAAAAAAUUUGUGAGGAAAGUAGCGAAGUCAUUUCAACAAUGGUAGAAAACGUAUUUUCUGAAAAGAAAGAAGUUGAAACAUUUGAGGAAACAGAAUCUGCAGUAGCAAGUACAGACCAUGAAAGUCCCAUACCAGAAGUUGAGAGAGAAAACUUCAUCAGUGGGACUGAAAACACUAAAAGUGAUGCUCACUUAAGUGAUGUUGAACCACUCAGCCAAGAUUCCCAAGAUCCUGAACUUGAACGAAAUCCAGAACUUGACCAAGAACCUAUCUCUGAAAUACAACAAAACAUUGCACUCCAACAGGAAGGUGCGGGUGAAUACUCCAUCAAAGACUCAGAAGAACAAACGAGCCAAGACAAUUUAGAAAUAGUCACCAAAAUUAUAAAACCGGACACUACGGAGGAAGAUGAGCAGGUCAGUAAAGAUUCCAGAGAUUCCGAGGCCAAUGAAGGGCAAGACCUUGUAGAAGAGCCCCUCUUUGAUUCAGAGUCACAAUUUAAUGUUGAGCAGAAAAAUGAAGAAGUAUGUUUCAGUGAAGCCACGGAAAAAAAAAUAAGUCAAGAAACUGUUGAAGUAGUUUCAAAAACAGCAGAACAGGUAACCACUGUAAAGAUUCAAGAGUAUGGUACAGAUUCCAGGGAUUCUGAGGUUGAACAAGAACAAGAAAUUUUCAAAGAGGUCCUCCCUAAUACACAGCAAAUUGAAGAAACAUAUUCUAGCAACUUGACAGCUGAAGCCAUAAGUCAAGAGACAGAUGAAGUGGUUUCAAAAACAGAACAGGAGGAGACCUUUAAGGAAAAUGAAGAGGACCAGCAAUUAGCCAAUAAUGAAUGUGAUGCCGAAGAGAAUAAAGCCACAACGAUUGAUCAAGAACAAGAAAGUAAGUUGCCAGAAAUUGGAAAAGAUGAUCAAAUUAGCGAAUUUGAUAAUACAGAGGAGAGAACUCAAGACUAUGAACCAGUCAGCAAGGAAUUGAAGGAUCACAAAGUUGACCAGGAGAUAGAGCAUGAUGCUGAUUCUCAAAAAGAUGUAGAAGCCAAAGGUAACUUUCAGUUUGAAUGUGAACAUGAAACGCAUGGCCAAACAUGUGAUGUAAAAGAGAUAAAUCAAGAUAUUCAAAAAGUAAGAGUGAUUCUGCUCGAGCAAGAUGAAUUCACACUGAUAAGUGCUGAGCAUGAAAAUCAAUGUUCAGGAAGCAAAUUAGAAGAAAGUGCUGGUCAAAAUAUCAAUGGUCCAGAAGAUACCAUCCAAGAAACAGUUGAUUCCAACACUUGUCCUUUGCUAACCACUGUGGUGAAACCAGAUAGUGCAGUUAAUAUUUAUAAGCAGGAAACUGAACUAGACUCUGAUCAAUGCUCUGACGCUAAAGCUACCUCUCAGCAGGAAAUUGAAGAUGAACACUUAAAACAAUCAAGCAAAGAUAAAGAAUUAAUUGAAGAGACAUAUGAAGUGGCUUCCACAGCUGAAGACUGUAGCCUAUCAAAGGAGAAUGAAGAGGUUGUUUCAUCCCAAACGGAACCAGAAGAUGACCAAAAUAUUAAAUUUUCCCUGUUCGCCAUUCAAAACAAUCUUCGAUUCACAAGUGAAAAUGAUGCAGAGGUCCAGCCUGAAAAACAGUGUGAGCUGUCUUUAGAUGGUGCAAAACCAAGUGUAGAUCUGGUUGCUGAUGGUGAUAAGAAAGCUGAAAGUACGGAUGUGCCACAUGAUGAAAUUGCGCAUGAUAGCUUAAACAAGGAGGAAGGCAUUUCAGAAGAAAAAGACCUUACAGAAAACAAACACGAAACAGAAAUCACAGAGAAAAAGGAAGAGGCUAUUGUAAGUGAACCUUCAUGCCAAGACUCAACAUUUGCUCCAGAACGUAAUAACCAGAUUCAAGAGAACCAAGAAAAAUAUCUGGAAUCUGAAACGAAUGAUCAAGGAGAGGAAAAGCCUACUGCUUCUGAGACAGAAAGUGAAACUAUCCUUGUAGAACAUAGCGUAGAACAGAAACUAUAUGCUGAGAACCCUACUGUGACACCAGAUUUUGAAGGACUCACGGACAAGCAGAGCAAAACUGAAGAUGUGGAAACACAUAGCAAUCUCGAUGAAGAGAUCUCCAAAUCUGAUGAAUCCCUGGACUCACAAGAUAUUUCAAUUUAUUCUCAGAAAAGUGAAGACUUUGAAAUUAGCAAAGACUACCAACUAGAGCAAACCCUUCCGGACUCAACACCAUUGCCUAAUCUUGAUGAGUUUGAGGACUUCGUAGAUGAUAAAGAAAACAUUGUGUCAGAAGAAGCUCAGAACGUUGUAGAAUCCUGCUUUCUUCCUGAACCAGAAACAGAAGAAUUAGAUGAUAAUUUGGAGUUACAGUCAUCACAAAUAGCCCCAUGGCUUGAAGCUGAAGAACCUAAAGAAACAGGCAAGUCAUUGAACUCACAAGAAGACAUCUUAAUUUCCUCACAAAAGAGUGAUAAUUUUGAGACAAGUGAUGAAGACCAGUUAGAGAAGACACUGCCUAGCACAACACCAAUAUCUCACCUCACUGAUGGAUCGGAAAAUUUGUCAGAAGAGCAGGUGAUCUUAGAACCAGAAACACCACAAACUGAUGAUGGUAAAGAUUUUCAGAAAGACGAUAUUGAACAAAGUGGAACAAAGGAAACUGAAAGUGUAUCUGAAACCACAGAAUUCCUUUUUACAGCAGAGCACGCUGAGUCAGAAUUAGUAACUCCUCUAACUAAUGAUGUCACUCAAGAGGAAUCGACUUACACAAAUCCAGAACAAAAUGUUGUUUUUCCUGGAGAUGAUAGUGAUUCCCUAGAGAACUCAUUCAACUCACAAGAAGAUGUCUCAAUUUCCUCACAAAAAAGUGUAAUUUUCGAGACAAGUAAUGAUGACCAGUUAGAGAAGACUCUGCCUGGCACAACACCAUUAUCUAACCUCACCGAUGGAUCUGAAAUUUUGUCAGAAGAGCAGGUGAUCUUAGAACCUGAACAACCACAAACUGAUGAUGGUAAAGAGUUUCAGGAAGACGAUAUUGAAGAUACUCAAGAUACUCAAGAAAGAAAAACUUUAGAGCAUACUCAAGAUGUUACAGAAGUUAUUGCAAUAGCUACAGAAACAAGUGUCAUCUUGGAAAGUGACACAUCCAUAUCUUCAGAUGAAUCCUCACCAAAUGUGACAGCUAUUGGACAGGAGACUGAGCAAGAAGAUAAUAAAAUUGACACUGAGGAAACUCCUCCUGACGUUGAAGUGAAAGAGGAAAUUGUAAAGGUUGUGCUAGAGGAAGUGGAAGAAACACACGAAGAUAAGGCAUUCUUGACAACCAAACCAGGUCCUGAACACGUAGAAUUUCAUGCCUCCGAUGAAGAGAAAGACACCACGGAUGAAAUCAGUGACUCUUCAUUUGAUUCUAACAGUGGCAAUGAGAGAGAAAUCGCUGAGGAACAACAUUGUUCACCAACAGAAAACAGUAUUCAUGUUAAAACAGUAAAUGGACUGCAUGGGAAUACCAUUGUGCAAGCCACGCUUGACUUAGAGGACUAUAUGGUCAAUGGACAUUCUACUGGUGAACAAAGCAAAAUCGUCAUUUCUGAAAGGAAGACCAUUGUAAAAUUUGAAGAGGAUAUUAUAAAUACCCAUACUAAGGAUAUUAUAGAAGAGUCUGUUCUCAAAUUUGCAACCUCAGAAGGAAAGAGUGAGGGCCUCUUCCAAUCUUUACUCGAAAAAUCAGAGCUUAAAGAAGGUACCCGGUUUGAUGAAUCUUCUGAAAUAAAGAGCACAAUCCAUACGGUUGUUGAGUAUGUGGACUCUGCUACUGAUGAAGAUAUUUACACCAAUAAAACCUUAGAACCUUACCUUAGUGAUAGUGAUUUUACCAACCAGUCUACCUUAGUCGGUCAAGAUCUUGUCGUAGACAAAGACACAAACCAGCAAACUGUUAAGACACACCAAGAAAAAGAAGAUGCUUGGUCGUCUGACGAGUAAAUUAGACUAUGUUUUUCUGUUUGUGAGAAAACAUAAACUUUAUUUAUUUCUUGGUCACGACAGCCAUGAGUGGUUUUGCCCAAUUCCUAGAGAAAGAAAAACCAGUUGGUGCAAAUCAAAUGGAAUAUUCCAACAUUCUUCCAAAACCUGUGCUGGUAAAGUUAUGUGGACACAAAGGAGGGCUGGAACUUUUCAAGAGAUCCAUACUGCCAAAUGGAUGCAAAAUUGAGAGGCCACCAACAAAUCCACAAUUUAUUUAUGAAUAAGAUCAGUCAAGGAGAUAACUAAGCAAUGUAUCUCCUGGAUAUAUGAAGUGGCAAGUGUGCGCGUCUUCUUUUUUUUUUUUUGGUAAUCUUUUGUGUGGGUCCAUGGGCACAAACUUCAAAGAACAUUCAGAAAUACUCCAGAUUUUCAUUGAACUCAAGUUACCUCUCUCUGCGUAUCCUGCCAAUGAUUUACUAAGUAAUUGCUUUUUUUAUUUUAUUCGGACUGUUUUAUUAAGUGUCUUGCACGGUGAAUUGCCUCUAUUAUGUAUGAGCAGCACAUAUUUGCAUGUCACUAUUCUUCUGUGCUUCGAAUUUAAAGUUCAAUCGAUUUGCGUUUUA
Messenger RNA from Rana temporaria (common frog), 13528 nucleotides. It is a transcript of the gene NES, whose product is annotated as nestin. Gene Ontology annotation, biological process: positive regulation of intermediate filament depolymerization. Gene Ontology annotation, molecular function: CCR5 chemokine receptor binding; intermediate filament binding. The record is from RefSeq and is a predicted model, not a curated record. The coding region runs from base 174 to 12923 and encodes 4249 amino acids. Lineage: Eukaryota; Metazoa; Chordata; Amphibia; Anura; Ranidae. The transcript has 4 exons. Gene Ontology annotation, cellular component: intermediate filament.